Messenger RNA from Suillus fuscotomentosus, 1560 nucleotides. RefSeq lists its product as uncharacterized. The record is from RefSeq and is a predicted model, not a curated record. NCBI's taxonomy places the organism in Eukaryota, Fungi, Basidiomycota, Agaricomycetes, Boletales, Suillaceae. The coding region runs from base 1 to 1560 and encodes 519 amino acids. The transcript has 6 exons.
AUGACCACUGAGUCUGAAAUUCAACCCACUGCAGGUAUCUCUCUCAUUGACAUUAUGCCCCAGCAGGCUCCCCGUCACGUCGUUCAAUCUGAUGCGUCUGAAUCGGACUUCGACGAUUUGGACUCUCCAUCUCUUACAGCGGGGAUCUCAUCAACUGCUAGUCAUCAGUCAUCUGAAACAGUCUCCAACAGCCGCAGGCAACAGUCGCAUGGGGACAUUGAGAUCGUUCGGUGCUUGCAGUUGGAAAACCAGGCACUCAAGAACGAUAACUGUACUCUGGGCGAGAAGAACAAGACUUUGUCAUCUAAUCAACGCCAGCAUUCAAGCACUCAAGUCCCAGAUGAGCUGAAAGUUUUCGAUGUCGAGCUCUUGACCUUUUCCCGCAAGUACGGAAUUGUUGCGGAGAUGUUCCCACCUGAGCAUUGUAUCCUCAAACUCCCUGUGCUGAACCCUCCACCUGCAAUCAUAUCCGGGAGUCGCUAUGCCAGCAAAAGUGCUGAAGAGCUCGGUCUCGUGACUGAGCUAUACUCACUUCUUCCAGACCAUCUCCAUCAGUUUGUACCGACUUCGCAUUUUCAAUCGUUGCUAGAACAACAACUUCAAGGCGGUCGCUUGAGCGAAAUCGGCAAUCUUGAUCUGUCGUACUUCAACAUUGGUUUUACAAAUUGGGACACAAUCCCUGAAAUCCAGAAGAUGCUCGGUACUGGUCCAGGUAAUUGUUCACCAUUGUCGAAGUUCCCACCCAUCCUUUUUACGAGGCAGGAAAGGGACCCUACGAUGUCCACGGUUUUUGGAAAUUGGGAGCCACUCUCAAAGGCAAUCAGGAUUGUAAUGUUUGGGAAAAAUUCACUAGAUAUUGCUGGAUGGCCUUGUGCCAAGUGCAAUGCUCGAAAAUGGGGCAUCACCUCAUGCACCCCUAGUCUUCUUGCCUGGGGUUGGGUCGCAUUAAUCUUCAUUCUGUCCCCCAACACUUCGUUCACCAAAGACGGAGUUGGUGCGAAGUCUCGUCUACUGUAUGCGGCAAUGUUUGCAGCCUACAAACAAUUGUGGGUGACGCUUUGGGAAGAGCCAUGCAUUCUGUCGAUCCACCAACAAAUCGAUCGCCAUGUCUGGCAGUCAACAUCAUCUUCCAAUAUCGCGACUUCAGAUGCUGAAGGCAAGGAUUUGACAUCCAAUCUAAUGUGCUUGGCCCUUGCCAAUGCAGGGCGCAAAGAUCGAGAAUCAGACUCUCCGACUACUGAUGGUCACCGUGUCUCUCCAGUUCCCCCCAGUUCACCAACACUCGCUCUGGCUGCACCACCUGCCUUUCCCCUCACUGCACUAGCACCAGCCAUCACCCCUGCUGUCGAGACUACUGCCACUGUAACCCCUCCUGCUCCAGUUGCGCUUGCGGCUGAUGAAACCCCUCCAGUUCCUGAUGUACCUGACAGUGUGGAAAUGCUGCCACCAGCAGCUUCAUCCUCCAGUCGACAGGGCUGUGGAAGGGGAAAGAGGGGUGGGCUAGCGGCUAUAUCAUUGUCAGCAGAGCAGCGAGAAACACAGACUUGGAGAAGGAACUAG